CCUUAUUAUCAGAGAAUUUUCUUUUACUAUUCAAGUCUCUCAUGUCACCCAAAAAAAUGUCUCAAAAGAUGUUUGCUUACAGGCUACUUAGCCGCACACCCAAAAAUUCCAUCUUCUCCACCAUUUCAUUUGCAGCCAUAUUGUUUCUCCUCUAUGCUGACAGCAUCGUUUCCAAUCUUUCCAUAACUACUACUUUUGACUUCGAAACCAAUGAAAUUAUUGAUCCCCAUGAGACUGAUCACAAUAACCAAGAACAACCAGCACUUGAGUUUGAGUCCACUACUCUAAAUACCACAGCGCCAUUAAUUCCAACACAAGAGAAAGUUGUUGAAGAAGAAGAUUCUGAGACUCAGGACCCUCUUAUUCCACCGGACAAUGUUUCAAAAGAAGAAAGACUGGUGUGGUUCCGAAGAAAGUUACCGGAGCUAGAGAUACUCAAGUCCAACAACUUGACACGCCAAUUUCAUAGUCGGGUUUUGGAAUUCUUUAAUAGUGGCUGUGAGGCACAAUUCUUCAUGACUUGGAUUGCACCAGCAAGGUUUUUUGGAAGAAGAGAAUUCUUGGCCUUGGAAAGCCUUUUCAAAGCACACCCGACUGGAUGUUUGAUGAUUUUAUCAAGAAGUUUGGACUCUAUAACAGGGUACAGGAUUCUAAAACCUCUAGUAGAUAGAGGAUUCAAAGUUAAACCAGUGACCCCGGACUUGGCAUUUCUAUUCAAGAAUACCCCAGCUGAGGCUUGGUUUAAGGAGAUGAAAAGUGGGAACAAGGACCCUGGUCAGAUUCCAAUAGCUCAGAAUUUAUCCAAUUUGAUGAGGCUUGUAGUAUUGUACAAGUAUGGUGGGGUUUACUUGGAUACAGAUUUUAUUGUUCUAAAGCCUUUUAGUGGGUUGAAGAACUUGAUUGGUGCACAAAGUAUAAAUAUGGAAUCUAAGAACUGGACCAGGUUGAACAAUGCAGUUUUAAUCUUUGAAGUGAAUCAUCCACUUCUGCUCAAGUUCAUCGAGGAAUUUGCUUCGACUUUUGAUGGAAAUAAGUGGGAUCACAAUGGUCCCUAUUUGGUUUCCAGAGUGGUUGAGAGAAUAAGAGAGAAACCUGGCUAUAACUUCACAGUCUUGCCACCUAUGGCCUUCUAUCCUGUUGAUUGGAUUAGGAUAAACAGACUUUUUCAGAAGCCAGCAAACGCAGGUGAUUCUAUAUGGGUACAAGCCAAGCUGCUUCGGCUCAGUAGAGAGACCUAUGGGAUACACCUAUGGAACAAGCAAACUAGAAAUUUGAGAAUUGAAGAAGGAAGUGUCAUGGGAAGACUAAUCUUAGAGCAUUGUAUCCUUUGCCAACACAUAUAUUAGUUCUUCAAGGAGGAUCUUGCUGAUUGGUAUUGCGUGAAUUAACUCUGGGACACAAACUAGUAUGCUCCGAAAACUGCCACUGUAUCACUGCCCCCACAAGGUAUAGUCUUUAUCAUAGGUGAGACUCUGUAAUCCUCCAAAAACUGUGCAAACUAGUAUGCUCCAUAUCAAAUAAUCUCCUCAAAAUGUGCUUCCAUCUUUCCUCAAUUCUAACAAACUGUUACUUCUCCGGGAGGAAGAAAACGAAGAACACAAAGGAGCUGAAAAAUACAAGGAAGAAGAAGAUGAAGACAAAUACAAAGAUUUCUGGUACUCUAGAAUCUGCCUGAUCCUUUCUUAGUCAAUGAAGGGAGAAGCCUCUUCAUUUUUCUCUUCUGUUAUCUGAUAUCUAUAGAAUAUGGCUUGAAUUAGGAGUUCGACUCCUUAUUGAAUUUGGAUAAGAAAUGAAUUUUUUU
Messenger RNA from Quercus robur (English oak), 1801 nucleotides. RefSeq lists its product as uncharacterized. The transcript has a single exon. The record is from RefSeq and is a predicted model, not a curated record. Lineage: Eukaryota; Viridiplantae; Streptophyta; Magnoliopsida; Fagales; Fagaceae. The coding region runs from base 42 to 1346 and encodes 434 amino acids.